Messenger RNA from Paramecium tetraurelia, 411 nucleotides. RefSeq lists its product as uncharacterized. Lineage: Eukaryota; Ciliophora; Oligohymenophorea; Peniculida; Parameciidae. The transcript has 4 exons. Gene Ontology annotation, molecular function: enzyme regulator activity; calcium ion binding. The record is from RefSeq and is a predicted model, not a curated record.
AUGGGAAAAGGGAGAAUUAAUUCAAUUGAUGAAAUCGAGAGAACAUUAUUGGUUUACAAAUCGAAAUCUGAAUUGAUUAUAAGUAAAUAAUUAAAAAAAAAUUAUAUUAAAAAAACAAUGAGUAAUGGAUCUGUGAAAGACAUUUUGAAGGAUAAAAAGAAGGUCAGAUUUGUUGCUGAGAGUGCUUUUAAGCAAGUUGAUAAAGAUGGUAGUGGCUAUCUUGAAAGACCAGAACUUGAGGAGGUGAUGAAUAAUGUAGCAGCAGAUUUGGGAGUCGAACCUCCAACAAGUGAGGAAAUAGAUGAAGUACUAAAAGAAUUAGAUGAGAAUGGGGAUGGAAAAUUGUCAAUUGAUGAAUUUUAAGUUUUAAUCGAAUAGGUUCUAGAGAUGAUGGCAAAGGUCGAAGGUUGA